Penicillium vulpinum is the source of this 672-nucleotide messenger RNA. RefSeq names its product ankyrin repeat domain-containing protein. NCBI's taxonomy places the organism in Eukaryota, Fungi, Ascomycota, Eurotiomycetes, Eurotiales, Aspergillaceae. The record is from RefSeq and is a predicted model, not a curated record. Gene Ontology annotation, molecular function: protein binding. Bases 1 to 672 code for a protein of 223 amino acids. The transcript has 2 exons.
AUGGAAUCUGACGAUGCGUUUCUCGAUGCGUUUCUUAACGCAUGCGCCGCUGGUGACUUGUCAAAUACCCAAGAAGCCAUUGCCUCCGGACGGCUAACUCUUGAGGAUCUCGACGAGGGACUUGCUCUCGCGACGUAUGACGCACACCCUGAUAUUGUGGCAACACUCUUCGACGCCGGCGCUCGUGUGUCGACCUAUGCGACUGGCUUCCUCACCGGGGAAGAAGAGCAGGUCCCAGGUAUCAUACGCCAGUUUCUCGAUCAUGGCCUUGAUCCUAACGCGAGUGUUUCUGGCGGCGAGCCUCUUCUAAGGUAUAUUGUCCCGCAAGAAGAUACAUCUCUAAUUGAUCUUCUUCUUACACAUGGGGCCAAGCUAGAAUCCAAUAUGCUCUUUGAUACCAUAGCUCCACGUGUGACUCAAGGAGAGUUCAUGACCAAGUUUCUUUUAGCCAAAGGUCUCGAUCCCAACACGACCUCUUCAAGAUGGGGCACCCCUCUACACCGUGCUGUCGAAAUCUCCAAGCCAAAUAUUAUCAAACUGCUGCUAGACGCAGGCGCAGACCCCACAGCUCGACCAACGAAAACGAUAUACUAUAACAGAUCCCCCUUGCAAAUGGCCGAGAACUCGCAAUCUUCUCGUAGGCAAGCUAUGCUUAGUCUCCUUCGGUCUUGA